Molecule: messenger RNA, 372 nt
Organism: Mesorhabditis spiculigera
Lineage: Eukaryota; Metazoa; Nematoda; Chromadorea; Rhabditida; Rhabditidae
Source: the annotation of a GenBank genome assembly
AUGGUGACAGCGGGGAAAAGCGGAGGCUCCAUCGUCAACAUCUCCUCCCAGGCAUCGCUGCGUCCUAUUGACGGCCAUUUGGCGUAUUGCAGCGCAAAAGCCGGGCUGGACAUGGCGACGCGGGUGAUGGCAAGGGAAUGGGGCCCGAAGGGGGUACGCGUCAAUACCGUCAACCCGACGGUCGUGCUCACGGAUAUGGGCAGAGAGAACUGGUCGGACGCGGCGAAGGCGGGCCCAAUGUUGGCGCAGAUCCCGUUGCAGCGCUUUGCCGAGCCCUCCGAGGUGACAUCAGCGGUGCUGUACCUGCUCAGCUCGGCGUCGUCGAUGACCACCGGGGCCGUGCUGCCCGUCGACGGCGGCUGGUCGGCCAAU